AUGAGAUCGUGGUCUGACGUGUACAAUAAUCAAAUUGCACGGUCACCAAUAGGUUAGAUAGUAACGUUGAAUUGUAGAGUUAUUUUCUAAUUGAAAUCCAUCAUGCUUGAUUUAUUUACGAUAUUCAGUAAAGGCGGGAUAGUGCUGUGGUGUUUCCAGAGCACCUCGCAGAUGUUCGCUCCUAGCGUUAACGCGUUAAUACGAAGUGUCAUAUUGCAAGAACGUACAGGAAAUCAUACCUUUGAAUACGAUUCCUUGCGAUUACAAUACAAACUCGACAAUGAGUUCGAACUGGUGUUUGUGGUCGCGUACCAGAAAAUACUACAGCUGUCGUACGUCGACAAAUUUUUAAACGAUGUCCAUUUGGAAUUUAGAGAUCGAUUCAAAAAUGAACUGGAGAACUCGGCGUGGUUCUACGAUUUCGACUUUCGUACGAACUACGAGCACGUACUCGCGAUGGCUGAACAAUGGGCACGGACACAGGCAAAGAUACCGAAACAAAUGCGUACGUUCGACGAGAGCCAGAAAUCGAAGAAAACAGUCGCCAGCAUGAUCGAACGGAAGGACGACAAAGAUAAUAAUAAGAAGCAGGGUAAAAGGAAGAAGGGAGUUAAUACUAGUAAAGAUGAUCAAAUGAAAGUUCAAGAGAUUCCGAAACAGGAUCCACCGAACGACGAAGAGAAUCAUAAUGGUGAAAUAGACGAGGAAGUUUUAUUAGCGAAUCGUAUAAAAUUGGCUCAGAAACGAAACAAUCAAAAGAAGAAAAUCGACAAGCAGAAAGGUCAGAAAGCUGAGAAAGCCGGUAAGAAACCCCGCGUAUGGGAAUUAGGUGGGACCAUUAAAGAUCUCGCUGCCUUGGAACGUACCAAAGAUAAACCGGAAGAGAGCGGCGAUUACGUCGGAGCCGAUAUAACGUUGGUUGGCCAGAUGAAAGGUGGUAUACGCGAUAUCGUAGUCGAAAGUGAUUCCGAGGAUGAAUCCGAGGAAGAGAUAGAGAGUUCAACGCCGCAAGUACAAAAGAAAAACAACAGCAUGUUCUCAAUGUUCAAGAGUUUGGUCGGUAACAAGAGCUUGAAACGUGACGACAUGAUUCCAGUCUUGGAGAAGCUGAAAGAUCAUUUGAUCACGAAGAACGUGGCCGCUGACAUUGCUCAGAAGUUAUGCGACUCCGUCGGCGUGAAGCUCGAAGGGAAAAUGCUCGGCACGUUCGACAGCGUGGCGAGCACCGUUAAGGCGACACUGACCGACGCCUUGGUCCAGAUAUUGUCACCGAAGCGGCGUGUCGACAUCCUGCGAGACGCGAUGGAGUCGAAACGGAACAACAGACCGUACGUCAUGACCUUCUGCGGCGUGAACGGCGUCGGGAAGUCGACGAACUUGGCCAAGAUCUGUUUCUGGCUCAUAGAGAAUAAUUUCCGCGUGCUCAUCGCGGCGUGUGACACAUUCAGAGCCGGUGCGGUCGAGCAAUUAAGAACGCAUAUGCGCCAUUUGAACGCUUUGCAUCCGCCAGAGAAACACGGGAAUCAAACGAUGGUUCAACUGUACGAGAAAGGCUACGGGAAGGACGCUGCUGGUAUUGCUAUGGAGGCGAUUCGUUUCGCCAAGGAUUCCAAGUUCGACGUUGUUCUCGUGGACACCGCUGGGAGAAUGCAAGACAAUGAACCGUUGAUGAGAGCCUUGGCAAAGCUGAUCAAAGUGAACGAGCCUGAUUUAGUGCUUUUCGUCGGCGAAGCCCUCGUUGGGAACGAGGCCGUCGAUCAGUUGGUGAAGUUCAACCAAGCUCUGGCCGAUCAUAGUCAAUCCACUAAUCCUCAUAUCAUCGACGGCAUCGUGUUGACCAAGUUUGAUACAAUCGAUGAUAAGGUAGGCGCGGCGAUUUCUAUGACGUAUAUUACUGGACAGCCGAUCGUUUUCGUUGGAACUGGACAAACUUACACCGACUUGAAGUCGUUAAACGCGAAGGCGGUGGUGCACGCGCUGAUGAAGUAACUUUUAACUUCGUUCCAUUAUACACACAAAUCGGAGAAGGAUGUGAAUGGAUUGUUAUUUAUAAAUUCAGGGAAUGAAUCAUUAUUACUAUUAUCGUCUCCGACAUUAUUAUAAUUAUAUACAAAGAAGUUUAGCAAAAAUAAUAUAUCAUGGUGUUUUGAAAGACGUAUCGUUCUUGAUUAUCAUGGGCUACCACUCUUUACAAAUUCUUUUCGUACGCCAGGCGAUCUUUGAUCCUAGAAGACGCAUACAGAUUUGUCACCGUAUCGAUUUAUAGACUUUUUCUAAAAAAUAUAAAUAAUGCGAUUAAAGAUGGGAUACUAUAUAA
Messenger RNA from Ceratina calcarata, 2317 nucleotides. It is a transcript of the gene SrpRalpha, whose product is annotated as signal recognition particle receptor alpha. The transcript is spliced from 8 exons. Lineage: Eukaryota; Metazoa; Arthropoda; Insecta; Hymenoptera; Apidae. The coding region runs from base 103 to 1989 and encodes 628 amino acids. The record is from RefSeq and is a predicted model, not a curated record. Gene Ontology annotation, molecular function: ATP hydrolysis activity; GTP binding; GTPase activity. Gene Ontology annotation, cellular component: signal recognition particle receptor complex; endoplasmic reticulum membrane. Gene Ontology annotation, biological process: SRP-dependent cotranslational protein targeting to membrane; intracellular protein transport.